AGAUGGCGCUGCCCAGGGUGAUAAACACGCCAUGUAUGAUUCUCCGACCGCAAAAUUGGCAUCACACGGCAGUUUUUUCGUUUCCAUUAGUACAACAAAUACGUUUCAGCAGAUAUCCUAGGCACUAUGUAUCGCCAGUCGUGACGAAAGAAGUUUACGAAAAAAGUGAAGAUUUACCAUAUGAUACAAGUAUACCGAUCAGAGCAGCCAAAAAUGACGAGAGCUCUUCGGUAUUCUAUGACCCAACCGUAGCGAAAUUUACCAAUCUGUUGAUGAAGACUGGAAGAAAACAUUUAGCAAGAAAUUUACUAAGAGAGACAUUUGAAGAAAUAAAGAGGGUACAAGUUGAAAAAUAUCACAAAGCUGCUGCAGAUUCGAGAGGCAGGAUAGAAACCAACCCUAAUGUUAUAUUUCACAGAGCGUUAGAGAAUAUCAAACCAGUGAUUGGUCUGACUAGUAUUACACGAGGUGGCAAAUCAUAUCAGGUUCCUGUCCCAUUGAAAGAAAGUAGACAGAGAUUUUUAGCAAUGAAAUGGUUACUCAAUGAAGCAAGGAACAAACCGAAACCAAAAAAACAACAUCUGCCAGUAAGGUUAUCAAAGGAGAUAAUGGCAGCAUACAAUACAGAAGGUGAUGUGAUUAAGAAGAAAUAUGAACUUCACAAACAAGCUGAUGCCAAUAAAGCUUUUGCUCAUUUUAGAUGGUGGUAGUGUUAGAUAACUGAAUGUACAGCAUUAUUUUGUUUUUUGUAGCAUUUUUCAUGUAUUCAACUAUAACUUUAACAGAGGUCAACAUUUGUUAAGCUGACGAAAAAAAUGUUGUAGGUCGAUUUGUUUUAUAUAAUAGAUGAGUGAGGACGAACUUUAAUUUCAUUCUGUAAUUGUCAUUAAAUAUGAUUUGGUUUGUUGUUUUCUUCUGUCAGAUUUCUUAUUUAACAAUGUUGAACUCCAACACAUGAAGACAGCUUUUCUAUAUAUUGUUACAAAGACAGUACAGAAAGUCGUGUAGUAUUCUGAGAGAAUAUUUUGGUGUAGGGAACCAAGAACAGAGUAAAAUUAUUGGAACUUAUAGUUUUCAAAAAUGUCUGCCAUCUUGUUUUUGUUCCAUGUUUGGAAUUCAGAUUUCCUAAUAUGGUAGGAUAGGAUGUAAUGGUAUUCUAUAUAUUAUGUUCUACUCAAAACUGUUCAGUUUAUACAUGUAUAUUGUAAACAAACUCCAAGGCAAAUAAUAACUACUGUAAAAUCUAUAUUAUCAGCCAUGGCUUCUAUUGAAUCAUUACACUGCAACAGAUUGGAGGCGGUUUCUAUUAGUGCAUUUACAUGCAAGAACAGAGAAUUUUUGCUUUUCAAUUGUUCAAACUUCUAUUUGGGAUGUAGCUUCUACCAGUAAUACAGAUUUUAAUUCAUAGAGGCUUUUGGACAAUCUGUGAACCAAAUUUGUUUUUUGGUAUAAAUCUUUGCACGUUA
Messenger RNA from Saccoglossus kowalevskii, 1466 nucleotides. RefSeq names its product small ribosomal subunit protein uS7m-like. NCBI's taxonomy places the organism in Eukaryota, Metazoa, Hemichordata, Enteropneusta, Harrimaniidae. Gene Ontology annotation, biological process: translation. The record is from RefSeq and is a predicted model, not a curated record.